Aspergillus aculeatinus CBS 121060 is the source of this 1953-nucleotide messenger RNA. RefSeq names its product FAD binding domain protein. The transcript is spliced from 3 exons. Gene Ontology annotation, molecular function: FMN binding; [methionine synthase] reductase (NADPH) activity; flavin adenine dinucleotide binding. NCBI's taxonomy places the organism in Eukaryota, Fungi, Ascomycota, Eurotiomycetes, Eurotiales, Aspergillaceae. Bases 1 to 1953 code for a protein of 650 amino acids. Gene Ontology annotation, cellular component: cytosol. Gene Ontology annotation, biological process: homocysteine metabolic process. The record is from RefSeq and is a predicted model, not a curated record.
AUGGUUCACGCCGUACCUCAGCCGCCUUCAUCAAGGCUGGCGACGCCACAGCCUCCCCUUGCCUCCAGUGGUGACCACAAGAGCAUCCCCGUAUCGUCGACAUCUCACCCCGAUAACCCUGUCCCCGAAGAGCCCCGUGGAGUUCGGGCACUGUCUGUAACCGAUAUCAAUUUCAGCAUCUCGUCACCAUCAUUGCGCGAUACCGAAUCCACCGGUUCCGAAUCACCAUCGCCUGCCCAGACGCCCGACACAGAGAUCUCGUCCGAUGCGGAAGAAUCAUUGAAGAAAUCCUCCGUCGAAGAUGGCUCCGAGAAGCCCCGUCGGGCCUCCACUGUUCUGAUCUCUCAGAACUCUGAGGAUAUGAGAAGAAUUUUGGAGAAUGUCGGCGUUGCUGGCACUCAAAAGCUCCAGCCUCUGUGCUGUGGUGGUGGUUGCUGUCGCAGCCAGCCUUUGGUCAACAUUCCUACGCCAUCGGUUGGAGCCAAUGUCGUCACUCCUCCGCACAACAAGGCCUAUGAGAGCCUCAAGCUCAAUGUCGCUUACCUCACCUUGGACAGCGAAUUGACGAACCUUGUGCCUCUACCAGAGAAGACGGUCUCUUUUUCUGCAAUCCCGAAAUCGGCAGUGGAUCUGCAGCUGGGUUCUGCAAAGCACCCGCCUCCUUUUGUCCAACCUCAUCCCCCGUAUGACGUCUUCCGUGCGCCUUUGCACCAUGCCCGAGAAUUGACCAAGUCCGGUGCCGAGAAGCGUACAUAUCAUUUUGACAUUGACGUAACAGACUACCCUGCCGAGAGUGGUAGCGUCGAUUUCGUCGUGGGUGGCGCCAUCGGAGUAUGCCCCAAGAACAAGGAUGAGGAGGUCGAUGAUAUCUUCAACCUACUGGGCGUGCCCAAGUCGAUUCGUGACAAGAAGAUCACCGUGCGCACCACGAAGGGUCGGUGGCCCACGAUCUGGGGAGACGAUCAACCUCGGGAGCUAAUCACCACCCGGCGGGAAUUGCUGAACUGGUGCUCAGACAUUCAGAGCUAUGCACCCACCAAGGGUCUAUUCCGACUGCUCGCCGAGUAUGCCAGUGAACCAAAUGAGAAGAAGAUCCUUUCGUUCCUCGCCUCCGCUCAGGGACAAGGUGCCUUCUGUGACCUGCGUACUAGCUCGCACAUCACCGUCUCUCAGCUGUUGCACGCUUUUCCCUCAUCUCAACCUCCCCUGGAUCAUCUUCUCUCUGUCUUGAAUACCCUCAUGCCUAGGUUCUACUCCCUUUCUCAGGACCCGCUUCUCUCAUGCAAGGAUAAGGGUACCCAAACCCGUCGGUUGGUCGAGGUGGCGGUGACUGUUGCCGAAUCGGACGAUUGGAAGGGAGGCAUGCGCACGGGCGUUGGGUCUGGAUUCCUCGAGCAGCUCGCACGCCAAGUGAUCGAGGCGGAGAAGAAGGGCAUUGACCCUUCCACUCUUGACCUCCAUGUCCCUAUGUUCCGCGGCUUGAUGGCCAACCCGCUGGCCAAGCAAUUUACUUCCGACGGCCCUAUGCUCUUGAUUGGUGCCGGUGUUGGCAUCGCUCCCUUCCGCGGUUUUGUACAGCGACGCCUCCAGUCGGCCAACUGCGCUAACAAGGUCUGGGUCCUGCAGGGCGUCCGUGACUCCCUCUUGGACGAGCUCUACCGGGGCGAAUGGGGCGUUGAUGAGGAGAAGGUGCGCACGGUAGUGCAAAGCCGCCGUGGGGAGAGCAAGUAUGUUCAGGAAGAGGUGCGCCAUCAAGCUGAUCUGGUCUGGUUUGUCAUCAAUGCUCUGGACGGCCGUGUCUUCGUCUGCGGUAGCGGUAAGGGGAUGGGCGAGGGCGUUGAGGACGCUCUCGUCGAUGUUGCCAUGGCCAAGGGCAAUUUGAAUAUGGAGGAAGCGAAACAGUUCUGGGCGAACAAGAAGGAAGCCGGACAGUACAUUGCCGAAACCUGGUAA